Molecule: messenger RNA, 1095 nt
Organism: Lindgomyces ingoldianus
Lineage: Eukaryota; Fungi; Ascomycota; Dothideomycetes; Pleosporales; Lindgomycetaceae
Product: PH domain-like protein
Exons: 2
Coding region: 1-1095 (364 amino acids)
Biological process (GO): positive regulation of catalytic activity; deadenylation-dependent decapping of nuclear-transcribed mRNA; deadenylation-independent decapping of nuclear-transcribed mRNA
Cellular component (GO): P-body
Molecular function (GO): mRNA binding; enzyme activator activity
Source: RefSeq, a predicted model, not a curated record
AUGUGUUUAGUCCAUGGCCCCAGCGUGGAUGAGCGAGCGAGAAGCGAAAGCACCUGCUACAUUCACUGUUGGCGAGUCUAUCGACUAUAUGCAGGCGGCGAUGACGAGUCCACUGGUGGUGCGCACGUGAUUGGUAUGGCCCGGGCUCCUGACCUAGCUCCGAGGUGCCGACUUCUUUCUAUGCCCUUUGCGACGCUCUUUCCACGCUGGCAGAAGCUCUUCAAGCCCCUGCAAGCACUCUACUUCGUAACCCCAGCAUUCUCUCCACUGUUACCAGGGACACGACCUUGGAAGACAUUUGAGAAGGUGAAGAUGGCACCGCCGCCUCACAAAGCAAAGCCCCGUCCUCCCCACCACCCGCAACCACAGCCGUCUGACUACGAGACGGAUGCCCCACUACCCAUUGAUCUUCCUCCGCCACCGCCGCGCUCCAACGAAGAGCUCAACCUCGCUGUGCUCCGUCGCCAUUAUCCCGAGGUCGUCUCCGUUCAGCACAUCGCUCACUAUGCCGUCGUCUACACCUUCUCCCAGGAUUCGGCACUCUGGGAAAAGAGCGGCGUUGAAGGCACCCUCUUCGUCUGUGAGCUCGCCCCUAGCCCAACAGGCGCCAACCGCUUCUCCGUCAUCAUCUUAAAUAGACGGGGCUUGGACAAUUUUAGGAUUGAGCUUACGAGCGACGCCGACAUGGAGAUUACGGAUGAGUAUGUUAUUCUCCAGGACAAUAAUGUCGUCUACGGCUUGUGGGUCUUUUCCGAGCCGCCACCCUCCUCUACAGCGAAUAACCGAGUCGAGACGGCCGGCAAGAUCCGCGUGCUGGCAAAGCAGGCCGCCGACAGCAGACAGGCCAGGGACCCCGUCCAGAGGAACGGUGCAGAGGCAGCUGACCGGGAGGAGGACAGCGUCCCCAUGGGCCGCCAGCUUUCGCUAAGAGAGCUCUUUGGCCAGCAGAGAGAGCAAGACGCCGCCUGGAGUGUCCACAAUCACCACAGCCCGGGUUUGAGCUCGGGCUUCGCCCCAACACCUGAUCCUGCUGCCAACAAGGUCGUGACACAGCUUUUCACGAAAGCGAAGCAAGACUACAAUGGGAUUGGAUGA